This is a messenger RNA of Salmo salar (Atlantic salmon), 1267 nucleotides long. Its product is annotated as basic helix-loop-helix transcription factor scleraxis-like. The record is from RefSeq and is a predicted model, not a curated record. NCBI's taxonomy places the organism in Eukaryota, Metazoa, Chordata, Actinopteri, Salmoniformes, Salmonidae. Gene Ontology annotation, molecular function: DNA-binding transcription factor activity, RNA polymerase II-specific; protein dimerization activity; RNA polymerase II transcription regulatory region sequence-specific DNA binding. Gene Ontology annotation, biological process: developmental process; regulation of transcription by RNA polymerase II.
AGCAGGAGGCCCUCUCACCGCCUACAUAGAGCAGAGGGGGAGUAGAGCAGAGCAGCAGGCCCUCCCACCGCCUAUAAAGGACAGCCAUACGGAGACACUCAGACAGAAAUCAGACGUGUAUCUGUGUAGAGGCAGAGGGAGGCUAACAUCACACUGAGGGGAACUCAGAGGAAACAGACGCUCACAAUAUAACAGCCAGCCAGGAGUGAAGGAGGGGUCCACCGUGAGAGAGACAGACAGACAGAGAAAGAGAGAGAGGUGAGAGAGUGAGACAGAGAAAGAGAGAGAAAGAGGAAGAGAGAAGGGGAGAGAGAGAGAGAGAGAGAGAGAGGAGAGAGAGGUGAGAGAGAUAGGUGAGAGAUAGGUGAGAGAAGCCGAGAAAGAGAGAGAUAUCAAAGAGUGAUUUAAUCUGAGUGUCUUGAUCUCUUUUGUCCUCAUGUCCAAGGAUUAAGUAGAGGAUCUACAGUACUGGGGGGAUCUGGUCUUUCAGUCUCCCACCUGUCUUGUAGAUCUGGACUGAUGUCUUUUACGAUGGUGCAUACGGCUCCCCCAAGCCGCUUCCUCUUCUCCGACAUCAGCAUGAUGUCAGAGGACGAGGAGGAGGAGAACGGCGGCAGCGAGAGCUCGGGCUCCGACUCCCAGAAGUCCUCCUUCCGUCUCCACGGCGGCUCCAAUGGAUUUCAGAUCAAGGUGGGAAGCAGGAAGAGGAAGUUAUGCGGAGUUGCCGGCAGGCUGGCGGGGCCCCCGAUGGUGGCAGGGGCCCCGGUGGUGGAGGUGCGGCAGCGGAACGUGGCAAACGCUCGAGAGAGGGACCGCACCAACAGCGUGAACACGGCCUUCACUGCUCUGAGGACCCUCAUCCCCACCGAGCCAGCCGACAGGAAGCUGUCCAAGAUCGAGACUCUGCGGCUGGCAUCCAGCUACAUCUCCCACCUGGGUAAUGUGCUGCUGGUGGGCGAGGCGUGUGGGGAUGGGCAGCCGUGCCACACCUCCACACCCCCAUUCCACCACCACACCCUCCACAGUCUCAGCCCCUCGCCCGGCCGGGGCUCAGAGAACCAGCCCAAACACAUCUGUACUUUCUGCCUCAGCAAGCAGAGGAAAAUGAACAAAGACAGAGACAGAAAAACAACUGUAAGAAGAUAACGCCUGAAGGACAGAAACAUCCAGAGGAUAAAUAUCCAACGCUUUUGUGAAGGAUCAGUUCAAUUAGCCUAUUCUUCAAAUGAAAGUUGUAUUUACAGUUGUGUACUUAAUAAGAAUACAA